CUAUGCACAUUCAUUUUUUCCUUUGACCUUUUGUUCAUCACUGAUUGUUUUCAAUGCUUUUCAACUGACGACGUAGUUGAUGUUUACGGCUGUCCCCCAAAAUCCCAAAUCACGUGACACUGCUUCAUGCGUGAUUUGGUGAGGAAUUGCUGAUUUUGAACAUCGUGCAUGCGUAAUGUGAAUUGUUUGGUGAAUAUACUUCCCGUCGCAAUGACUGCAGGUUCUGUUCUCAUAUUACACUACAGGCUCUGCAAAUUUUGCCUUACCAGCAAAAUCCCUCCAUUCAUAAAUAUUUCUGUCGAUAAUCCUCCCUUGUUCUCCUCAUGUACGGCAAGCGUUAAUGAUCUGUGAGGCGCAAUCCAAUUGGUCAAUGGGUUGAUUCGUUCAUGUUUUAUUGUUCAGCGCGUGUCCCCAUUGGUCAAUCAAUGAUACAAAACAGAUGGCUGUCUGCCUUGUACCAGCACAUCUGUCAGAAUAUUUUAAUUUAACGCUCAAAGCACAAAAGGGUCAUGUAAAUAUCAAUACUAUGAGCGAAACGAACGUAAAACUGUGACACUGUGAAGUUGGAACCCGGUGAUGUUCGAAAUAGCCUACGCUAUAGUUCGAAAGGUGUCGCUUGGAAUAACAUUAUUAGAAGAGAUUACAACUUGUGCAGGCGCUUGAAACCCAGUUCAUGACUGGUAAUUCCCCUUGCAUGUGGUUGAUGUUCCGCAAGACAAGACACGAAUCGACACAGUGUCAUGUUCAGAGGAGAACUUAAGUAACCAUGCACACAACUGCUCCGAAAUCGUUGUAAAUCUGUGUCAGCGAGAAGGGGGAUUGUCUAGACAGUUUCACGCGGUGGACAAGUUCAGGCUCGAUUUGCGUCAAACCGGAUCUUAAACAUUGUGUUUAGUUUAUCAAGAUGUCUUCUUUCGAUCUCACGCAAGAGGUUUCUAUCUCGUCCGCGAGAUCAUCGUACAGCGUCGAGACAGUGCGAGGUUUAUGCGGCUCCCCAAAUCGAGGCUCGGCCUCGCCUUCGUCGUCCGGUUCGCCGGGGGACAAGGAAUCAAGCUACGUGUUCUUUGACGCCUUGCUCCCAAGCAACAUCUUGUCUAUACUAAACGAGAUGAGACUGGCAGGAGAAUGCACGGACAUUGUUCUUUGCGUCGGCUCCCGUGAAUUUAGCUGUCACCGAGCCCUACUAGCUGCAGCAAGCCCGUACUUCAGGGCCAUGUUCACGGGAGACUUGAGAGAAAGCUACGAGACCAGAAUCGCCCUUCACGACGUUUGCCCCAAGAUGGUCGGUCACUUGAUCGAGUUCGCUUACAAAUCCCGCAUCAUCAUCACGGAGGAGAACGCAGAGGAAUUGUACAUCACUUCCAACUUCCUCCAGUUCGAGCAGGUGGCUAGAUCCUGCGCCGAGUUCCUCCAACGAAACAUCUGCGCCGGAAACUGCCUGAGCCUGGCGAGAUUUGCUGAGACUUACCGAUGCUUACCACUACAGAGAGACGCCGAGAGGUUCGUUCUGGAACAUUUCGAGGAAGUAUCGCUAGAAAGUGAAUUCCUAGACCUGAGAUUCGACCAAUUGGUGGCGUACAUCCGCCACGACGAGCUAGCUGUACGGUCUGAGAAGGUUGUGUAUGACGCCGUCUCAAGGUGGAUCAGAUCUAACCUGGAGGAGCGCGCUCUCUUCCGUCCAGAGCUUCUGCGAUCAAUCCGUCUUCCUUUCAUCGAAGAGGACAUCCUGAACGAGAUAUUGUCUGGAGGUGAUGGAGGCCAGCUUCCCAAGUCCAGACACUGCGUUGAGGUCCUCAAAGAAGCCAAAUGCUGCCAGUGGUUGAUGAAGAGGGGCUACCGCGUGCUAGGCCCGGGAACCUCACCCAGGAGCCCCGGUCGAAGGUCGGAGAUCAUUGUGCUUGUUGGAGGCCACCAGAAAACUUCCGAUGGUGAAUACAUCUACAGUGACGAGGUGUACUGCAUGGAUGCACACGACGCUGCCAAGUCUUCGUAUCCCACAUGGUACCCGCUCGCUCGAAUGCCACACCACAUGAAGAGAAAAUACAGUGUUGCUGCAUUAGGUUCUGAUAUUUAUGUGACUGGUGGCUAUGAUACAGUGUGUGAACAGUCUUCUCGUCUCGUCUGGCGGUAUUCUUUCUCUCGCAAUCGAUGGAAGCCGACAACUAGCCUCCUGGACGCACGUCACUCCCACGGCUCUGCCUCACUGAACGGUCGCCUCUACGUCGUCGGUGGUAAAACCUCCUUUCAAAAUACCAGACUUGAUUCUGUCGAGUGUUACAACCCUUUCACAGACGAAUGGAAACAGGUUGCUCCGCUUCCAAUCGCAGUCAGCGUUCCAUCAGUGGUUGGCCAUCAUGGCAGACUGUACGUGGUUGGCGGAGCUACACAGGAUGAGUGCGCAUGCUCACAUAUUCAAUGUUACGAUCCAAUCACAGAUGUUUGGUCGCUUCUGCCCAAUUUAGAAUUUUCCCGCAAGACGCUGCGGGUAGCGACGGCGCAAGACGGGCGGAUGUUCGUCCUAGGCGGUCGGAAACCUCGCGAAGUGUCAGAAAUUUCUCUAGAGACCAGCGAGGAGUGUCCUCACGAGCCGUCCAAUGAGCAGCGGACUUUUCCUGGGGUCACCAUAGCGGGCGACAGACUCUGGGUCUUCGGGGGGAAAAUCGGCGAGGAGUCCCGUAGUUGCGCGGAAUACUACGAUCUGCAGACGAAUACGUGGACUACAUUGGUAGGGUUCAUGCCAAAAACCCUCUAUAUGCACGGCUGUGUGACCAUAACAGAUGAUACUUAACUCCCACAAAACUGUCCUGUAUCGGCUUCCUUAAUUAAUUUUGCCCUUCAGAUCGAUAUCGUGAACAAAGUUGCGGAGUUUAUGCCAAAAAAAUGACCCAAUAAGAUAAUCCUGCAUUUACGGAUGGACCUUAACUACCCUGACAUGCAUGAUGUUUAAUUGUAGCUAAAUACUUAAAAAUCUUUAGCAGAAGGCUCAUCUGUUUUAGCUCAACUAGUCAAACAUUUCCAGGACUGCAGAUCCGAACGUGUCAUAAUUAGGCCUACUGAGUAUUAAACACAAUACACCAUAGGUUUUUCUAAGCAAAAGUGUAUCACUGUCAAUUGAGCUUACAGCAAACUGGGUCAAAAAAGUUCUUAGGCUUAUCAUCAUCAGCCGUGAUAAAUCGUAAUUUACCCCCUCUAUCAAACAAUGCAGAGAUAAUGAAUUGAUUACGCAUAAUUUUGUAUCAGUUUAAUCCUUGCUUUAUUUGUUCUAAGUGUUCUCUUUUUUUCGAAGAUGGUUCCGUCACAAAGCUUCCUGAAGACAUUUUGAGAGUUUUAAUAUUUAUUAAUAAAUCAGUGUUCCAUGCAAUCACUGGCCUGAUGAAACUUUAAUAUUCUUGUAAAGGGAAUUAGGGAAAUAAAAAGAUAUGGUUUAAGUGUGUAUAUUUUGGAAAGUGAUGGACUGAAAUUCUUAGACCUUUUAAAGAUGGUGUUUGAUAUUCAUCUGCUUUGAAAAUUUUGUCAUUUUUAUAUUACAUAGUUUAGAACUUUUAUAAAAGUUGGGCAUCAUUCCACAAACUAAGAUUCUGAUAUCAUCGCUUUAAUAGUGCAGUUUAUUAUCGAGAAGAUAAUUAGUAAUCGUAUGGUACGUUAGAUGUGUGUAAAGGGAAAUUUUAUUUAAUGGAGCGUAAAAUUGGAUGGGUAUUUAAUAAGUGUAAUGGUUGUGGAAAAUGUUCCUAUCAGGUCAGAAGUAGCCAUUUUUAAACAUGAUUGUUCGAAAAUAGAUGACGGACUAAUAAAUUUUACUGCAGAAAUCUGUUUCCAGAUGUUCUUUGUCUUACCAAUUAUAUCUCCGAAUUUCAUCACCCCGUAAUCCCUGUUUGAUUUACUUGGUGAAUCGUUCAACUGUCGGGCAAGCAGAUUACCCCGCCUUCAAUGUUUCAAUUCUCCCCAUGGGCAAACUGAAUGUAUC
This is a messenger RNA of Acanthaster planci (crown-of-thorns starfish), 3964 nucleotides long. Its product is annotated as kelch-like protein 21. The record is from RefSeq and is a predicted model, not a curated record. NCBI's taxonomy places the organism in Eukaryota, Metazoa, Echinodermata, Asteroidea, Valvatida, Acanthasteridae. Gene Ontology annotation, molecular function: protein binding.